CCGGCAGUCCCCAGAUGGCUUCCAAUGCGCACUGACUGGCACACUUUGGGGAUGGCGUCAGAGAUGGAGAAGACCCGGGCUCUCCUGCAGUCUUGCAGCACUGAGUCUCUUCUUUCCAGCCUAGGCCUGGGCCUGUUUUGCCUGGUGAUUGACAAACUUCUUCAGUUUUCUGUAAUUCAGCAAAACGACUGGCUUCGUGCCCUCUCGGAUAAUGCAGCGCACUGUGUGAUUGGCAUGUGGUCGUGGGCAGUUGUCAUUGGAAUUAAAAAGAAGACGGACUUUGGAGAAAUUAUUUUAGCUGGACUUCUAGCCUCUGUUAUUGAUGUGGACCACUUUUGUCUAGCUGGAUCCCUCUCUCUAAAGGCUGCUUUGAAUCUUCCACGAAGACCUUUCCUCCAUUGCUCUACUGUGAUACCUGUUGCAGUCUUGACCCUGAAGUUUACUAUGCACCUGUUCAAGCUCAAAGACUCCUGGUGCUUCCUACCUUGGAUGUUAUUUAUAUCCUGGACCUCACAUCAUAUUCGAGAUGGAAUUCGACAUGGCUUAUGGCUAUGCCCAUUUGGAAAAACUUCUCCUUUGCCAUUCUGGCUUUAUGUAAUAAUCACAGCAUCUUUACCUCACAUCUGUUCUAUUGUUAUGUAUUUUACAGGAACCAGACAAAUUAUGUCUUCCAAACAUGGAAUUCUUAUUGAUGUCUAAGGUAAACCACAUAGCUGCUUUAGAGAAGCAAAUUGUUCAGGAAAGGACAAUUAAAAGGUAGCAACAUUAAAGCAAUUUUAAAGUAAAACUUAUUACUAUUGUUCUAGUUCUUUAGUGCAAUUUUAAACAGUAACUAUAGAUGUAGUUUUUAGACAAUCACUUAUUCUGUGCCAUAUUUUUUAUUCUCUUUAUCUGGCUAUAAUACCAUAUUAAAUAAGCAUUCAGUUAUGUUUUCUGGAAACAUUAAUCUCCAUUUGUGAUGAAAAGUAACUCAGAUUUUAAUGA
This is a messenger RNA of Suncus etruscus (white-toothed pygmy shrew), 984 nucleotides long. It is a transcript of the gene TMEM267, whose product is annotated as transmembrane protein 267. The record is from RefSeq and is a predicted model, not a curated record. The transcript has 2 exons. Lineage: Eukaryota; Metazoa; Chordata; Mammalia; Eulipotyphla; Soricidae. The coding region runs from base 25 to 699 and encodes 224 amino acids.